Messenger RNA from Zingiber officinale, 1646 nucleotides. RefSeq names its product protein NRT1/ PTR FAMILY 5.8-like. Gene Ontology annotation, cellular component: membrane. Gene Ontology annotation, biological process: transmembrane transport. The transcript has 4 exons. Bases 111 to 1622 code for a protein of 503 amino acids. NCBI's taxonomy places the organism in Eukaryota, Viridiplantae, Streptophyta, Magnoliopsida, Zingiberales, Zingiberaceae. Gene Ontology annotation, molecular function: transmembrane transporter activity. The record is from RefSeq and is a predicted model, not a curated record.
AACAGGAAAACGCAAAGUGUGUCUGAUUGAUCUGACGCCCUGUAACACAGAUCAGUUGCGUAAGAUAUAUGGAGCCACCAUCUGCUUCCUGAUUAGUCCUGAUCUCUGCCAUGGCUCUGGAAAUGAAGAGCUCCUCAGGCCUUAGCAAAUCAUGCAUACUCAUAAUUGUGGUGGCGAGCGUGGAGAGAUUUGCUUACAAAGGAGUGGCCUCCAACCUGCUGAGCUAUCUCACUCACCAUGUGAAGAUGAGCACCUCUUCGGCUGCCAAGAGCGUCAGCACUUGGAGUGGAGUCACUUCCAUGCUUCCUCUCGCCAGUGCGAUCCUCGCUGAUUCCUACUGGGAUCGUUACUCCACCAUUACAGUCUCUUCCUUGCUCUACAUCAUGGGAUUUGUGGGGUUGACCUCGUGGGCGUUGCUGUGCGCAUGGAUGCCGACUUCAUCUCUGUUCCUUCCGCUCUACUUGAUUUCCUUAGGUCAAGGAGGAUACAACCCUUCGUUGCAAGCGUUCGGAGCCGAUCAGUUGGACACAGAUGACGAGAGGAGCAACAAGAAGAGCUUGUUCUUCCAGUGGUGGUACUUCGGCAUCUGCAGCGGCAGCCUCUUGGGCAACUCCGUCAUGUCCUAUAUCCAAGACACUUUUGGUUGGGGACUGGGGUUCGCCAUCCCUACAUGUGCCAUGGCCGUCUCGGUGGCUUGCUUCCUCUGCUCGUCCCGGUUUUACGUCCACAAGAUCCCCGAUCGGCCUUAUAAAUUCAGGUCGAAAAGCCUCAUCGGUUUGGAAAAUGAUGCUGAAGAACUCGAGUUACAAGCGAAACCUCUUGGCUCGGCGUCUGAUUGCACCGGCGGCGACGUCGCCGAUGAACCGCCUGGCGUGGCUAGAACAAUACUCAGACUCCUGCCAAUCUGGACGAUGCUCCUCACGUUCGCAGUGAUCUUCCAGCAGCCGCUCACCUUCUUCACGAAGCAAGGCAUGAUGAUGAAACACAGCGUCGGACAGCGACGAACAAUCGUGAUCCCUCCGGCGAUGCUGCAGAGCGCCAUCACCAUGUCCAUCAUCCUCAUCAUGCCUCUCUACGACAAGCUCAUAAUCCCCUUCCUCCACCUCCUCACCGGAAAAGAGAAGGGAAUCACUGUGCUCCAGAGGAUCGGCAUUGGGAUGUGUCUCUCCGUCAUCGCCAUGGUCGUCGCCGCCGUCGUCGAAUCGAAACGGAUCCGAAUUCUGCAAAGUGGAGGAAUGUUCCUGCCACACGAUCAGCCGCUUCAGCUUGAAUCUCAGCUGAGCAUCUUUUGGCUGUUGCCGCAGUACAUUCUCCUGGGAAUUUCCGACGUGUUCACCGUCGUGGGGAUGCAGGAGUUCUUCUACAUGGAGGUGCCGGCGACGAUGCGGACGAUCGGAAUUGCGCUGUACCUCAGCGUUUUCGGAUUCGGAAGCUUCUUGAGUGCUCUUCUGAUAUCAGUUCUGGAAUUUUUCAGUAAAUCAAAUGGGAAGAACCAAAGCUGGUUCUCCGAUGAUAUCAGGGAAGCAAGGCUCGACAGCUACUACUGGUUCUUAGCUUCGUUGAGCGCCAUUAGCUUUCUUGCGUUUGCAUACUUGUGUAGACACUACAACAAUAUGAAUUAAUUCUUCCCAAAACUAAAAAUGAUU